Molecule: messenger RNA, 1656 nt
Organism: Penicillium verhagenii
Lineage: Eukaryota; Fungi; Ascomycota; Eurotiomycetes; Eurotiales; Aspergillaceae
Product: putative amino acid permease
Exons: 5
Coding region: 1-1656 (551 amino acids)
Biological process (GO): amino acid transmembrane transport
Cellular component (GO): membrane
Molecular function (GO): amino acid transmembrane transporter activity
Source: RefSeq, a predicted model, not a curated record
AUGGAUCUGCCCGACCACCCACGCCGGAGAAAUCGAUCUUCAACCUAUGGAUCCGCGCAGAGUGCACCUGCCCCUUCGAUUGCAUCCGCAACGACUGCUCCAGAGCACCCACAUGGAUUCAUACACGGGCCUCAUGCAGACGACCUCGCGCUGGGGUUUGUCGAUAUCUACCAGUCAUUGACACCUCGACAAGUCGCCGUAAUCGCAGUGGGGUCGGCUAUCGGGACCGGAUUGAUGAUUGGGACAUCAAGGGCUCUCACAAUGAGCGGUCCGGCUGCCAUGAUGAUAUCCUAUACCUUUGUCGGCUUUUCAGUAUACUUGGUUUUAUUGGCUCUGGGUGAAGUCGCUGCUUGGUUGCCGAAACCAUACACAGUUGCAGAUCACGCCGUGCGGUUUGUUGACCCAGCCCUUGGUUUCAGUGUGGGGUGGAUAUACUGGCUGAAAUAUGCCAUCGUCACCCCAAAUCAGUUGACCGCCGCGGCUUUGAUUAUUUCAUAUUGGGUUGAUGCUGAAUGGGUCAAUCCUGGCGUGUGGAUUUCUGUCUUGCUCUUCGUGAUCGUCCUCAUCAAUUUCAUUCACCAUGGACUACCAAGCCGAGUGGAAUUCUACGUUUCGUCCUUCAAGCUACUCAUCAUGUCCGCUUUGAUGAUACUGUCACUUGUGAUUGCUCUGGGAGGAGGACCAGAUCAUGAUGUUCGAGGUUUUCGCUACUGGAAGACACCCGGGGUGCUUAAUACUUUCGGGGCUAGAGUGAAUCCCGGGCUGUUGGCAAAAUUUUUGGAAACUUGUGCGACCAUGUCUUCGGCGACGUUUGCCUUCAUAGGCAGUGAACGAUCGGGCAUCAUGGUGCGGGCUCCUAAUAUACGAAAAGCCAUAUCCCGCGCCAUAAAACAUACCUUCUACCGAGUUCUGGUGUUUCAUCUCUUGGGGAUCACUCUGUUGGGUAUGCUUGUUCCUCGAGACUCGGCCAAGCUGGCCUUCGCUAGUGGCUCUUCCAAGGGGGGUGCUGCUUCUCCAUUUGUCGCAGCCAUUUAUCUAUCUGGAAUCGCAGUGUUGCCAGACAUGUUGAACGGUUGUAUCCUUUUGUUUGUUCUAUCAAUCGCCAAUUACGAUCUAUACCUGGCUACCAAGGCGAUGUGCGAUCUGUCGCUCAGAAAUCGUGCGCCCGGUUUUCUUCUCCGCAAAAACCGUCGAGGUGUUCCUGUUUACGCCCUGGGUGUAUCAGCAUGCGUUGCAACCUUGGCCUAUGCCAACGUCGCCAAAGAUUCCCGACUUAUAUUUGGCUAUUUGGUUGAUAUGGUAACAAUGCUCGGUCUUUUGGUCUGGGUUUCGAUCCUUAUAACUCACAUCGCAUUUGUGCGGGCACGCAAAGCCCAAGGUAUCCCCGAUGAUGCUCUUACUUUCCGUGCUCGUUUCGGUCUCGCAGGUACCUGGCUAGGUCUUGUCCUCUGCCUAUUCAUCUCCACAACCAUGGUCCUCGGCGCUUUCUCGUUCGACAGGAACGGUAAGCUGAAGUUUCACUAUCAAUCCGCCGUGGCUUCGUAUGUUGGCCUCCCUAUCUAUCUGAUCUUGAUCCUGGGAUACAAACUGGUAAUGCGCACCAAGCGUGUUAAUUCAAAAAAUGCAGAUAUGUGGACAGGGAAGUUAGACAAUUGA